AUCUGCUCUGUCACAGGCAUUCUGUGUAAGCAACUGAUAGGCUUGCUAAUGAAUCUUUGUGAAAUAUCUCUUAUAAACAAUCAAUAUUGCUGUGCUAUAAAAGGGCUUCCUCGAGGAAGCUUGGAGUGUUCAGGGAGGGGCAAACAGACGGGAACAAUUAGUAUCGGCUCAAUGGACAGAGGUUUGUCCACUGCUGCAAAUGGGAAAGAAAGGGUGCCACAAGCCAAGGAUAUCAGAUCGAGCAACCGCUGCAGCUUCCACAUGCCGCUGCACUACCCACGGUACACCGGGGCUGACUAUGAGUCGAUGCCGGAGUGGAUGCUUGACCGCCUCCUCAGCGACUAUGGCAUCCUUAUCGAUGCUGCGGUAGACGUCGACAGCAAGAGGAGGUUUGCCAUGGGCACCUUCCUCUGGCCAGCUGCCCACUGAAUGAAGCAAGCAUACUGCAUACAUGCCCACAUAUAUAUAGCAGCAGUUAAGGUAACUACGACAUCGAAAAUAAACAGGUUUUUGUAAGUUGAAGGGAUCCUGAUCUUGUUUGCAGUUUGUAAAGCUCCAAAUAAAAAUUAUAGUUUUAACUCA
Zingiber officinale is the source of this 582-nucleotide messenger RNA. RefSeq lists its product as uncharacterized. NCBI's taxonomy places the organism in Eukaryota, Viridiplantae, Streptophyta, Magnoliopsida, Zingiberales, Zingiberaceae. The record is from RefSeq and is a predicted model, not a curated record. The transcript has a single exon. Bases 49 to 429 code for a protein of 126 amino acids.